Aspergillus wentii DTO 134E9 is the source of this 498-nucleotide messenger RNA. Its product is annotated as peptidylprolyl isomerase. Gene Ontology annotation, biological process: protein folding; protein peptidyl-prolyl isomerization. NCBI's taxonomy places the organism in Eukaryota, Fungi, Ascomycota, Eurotiomycetes, Eurotiales, Aspergillaceae. Gene Ontology annotation, molecular function: peptidyl-prolyl cis-trans isomerase activity. The coding region runs from base 1 to 498 and encodes 165 amino acids. The transcript has 4 exons. The record is from RefSeq and is a predicted model, not a curated record.
AUGUCUAACCCUAUCGUCUUUUUCGACAUCGCCGUCGACAACGCCCCCGCGGGCCGCAUCGUUUUCGAGCUCUUCGCGAAUGUCGUCCCCCGCACCGCUGAGAACUUCCGUGCUCUGUGCACUGGUGAGAGGGGGUUCGGCUACAAGGGAAGCGGCUUCCACCGUGUGAUCCCCCAGUUCAUGCUGCAGGGUGGUGACUUCACCCGUGGAGAUGGCACCGGUGGCCGCUCCAUCUACGGUGAAACAUUCCCCGAUGAGAACUUCGCCUUGAAGCACGAGGUCCCCGGUCUUCUCUCCAUGGCCAAUGCUGGUCCUGGCACAAACGGCUCUCAGUUCUUCAUCACCACCGUUGUCACUGACUGGCUCGAUGGAGCCCACGUUGUCUUUGGACGCGUUAUCGACAACAUGCAACUGGUCAAGCAGAUUGAGUCUCUUGGAAGUGGCUCCGGUACUCCCAAGAGGAAGGUCACAAUUGCCGACUGUGGCCAGCUCCAGUAA